AAAAGCUGCAACAAGAAGGGAUCUUCAGAGGAGUGUGGCUCUCAAGUGGAUGUCUUGGGUGAGAAGCAUCAUGGGAGAGGUCAGAAGAAUCUGGAAGACAGAUUGACCUCCAUUCCCACAAGAUGUCCUGCUACGACCUGUGCCCCACCAACAUUGGUGGCAUCAGCCGCCCCCAGCCCAUCGCUGACAGUGGAAAUGAGCCAUGCGUCCGACAGUGCCCUGACUCCACAGCCGUGAUCCAGCCACCUCCUGUUGUUGUCACCUUCCCUGGACCCAUCCUCAGCUCCUUCCCCCAGGAUUCAGUAGUGGGAUCCUCUGGAGCACCCAUCUUUGGGGGCUAUGGGGGCUCCUCCCUGGGCUAUGGAAGCUCCUCCCUGGGCUACAGGGGUCUGUAUGGCUAUGGAGGCUCCUCCCUGGGCUACAGGGGUCUGUAUGGCUAUGGAGGCUCCUCCCUGGGCUACNGCUCCUCCCUGGGCUACAGGGGUCUGUAUGGCUAUGGAGGCUCCUCCCUGGGCUACAGGGGUCUGUAUGGCUAUGGAGGCUCCUCCCUGGGCUACGGGGGCCUGUAUGGCUAUGGAGGCUCCUAUGGCUCUGGCUAUUGCAGCCCUUACUCCUACCGGUACAACAGGUACCGCCGUGGCAGCUGCGGGCCCUGCUAAGUCAUGAGAAAAUAUUCCCUGCAUGGGAGAGAACCGGCGAAAGGGCAAUACGAUCUUGAUCCUCGACUGAGCUCCUGAAUAAGGGGCAGAGCAUGAAAAGUUUCUUCUUAAUGCAGUGGAGUCAGAAAAUCUCCAAGGAUCUCAUUUCUAAUUUUUUUUUUCUCCGUCUUCUGUUUCAUCUCAACUUCUCUGCCCUGUCAGUGGCCAAGUGUAUUCAACUCUAUCCAUGUCCCCCAGGGUCAUUUCUGGGCCCUGCUCUGGCCAAUGCCUGGGAGAAGUCUGAAGAAACACCUUUCCUGAAGCCCUAGGGAACUCCUUCCCACCUGGGCCCUGGUACAUGUUUCUGCUGUUGUGUCCUUUACAAUAA
Molecule: messenger RNA, 1026 nt
Organism: Numida meleagris (helmeted guineafowl)
Lineage: Eukaryota; Metazoa; Chordata; Aves; Galliformes; Numididae
Product: scale keratin-like
Exons: 2
Coding region: 123-659 (178 amino acids)
Cellular component (GO): intermediate filament
Molecular function (GO): structural constituent of cytoskeleton
Source: RefSeq, a predicted model, not a curated record